This is a messenger RNA of Trachymyrmex cornetzi, 14448 nucleotides long. RefSeq names its product chromodomain helicase DNA binding protein kismet (gene kis). The transcript is spliced from 21 exons. Gene Ontology annotation, molecular function: protein binding; ATP binding. Lineage: Eukaryota; Metazoa; Arthropoda; Insecta; Hymenoptera; Formicidae. Bases 319 to 13530 code for a protein of 4403 amino acids. The record is from RefSeq and is a predicted model, not a curated record.
CGUGUGUGCCGUGUGUCGUCGACUCGACGGAUGGACGGCCGACGGGUGGACAUAUUAAACGUGCGGAAAGUGCCAGCGGAGCGGAGAGAGUGCGCGUAAACCUUGGUGACGCCGUCGCGACACCACGUACGUUGCGUAUUGGACGUACGUACAGACAUACGCGAGUUCAAGUGAAUGGGGAGAAGAAACGCGACGCAGGUAUAGGCACAGACAGCAAGAGCUUGGGUUUACUACCAUGGGCACGUUACUGGCUAUAAAAGAGAUCGUACAAUAUUCUCCUAAGUCUGAAAUGGGGACGAGGAGUCCUUCAGCGUAGACAUGGACUACGAUCUGUUUGGUGAAGAUGUCAGUGGCUCGAUGCUCGAGGCUCUUCCUGAUCUCGGAGGGAACGAUCACUUCGAUCCUGCGCCUGCGAAUAAUUCCGUAGCGGUGUCCAGAGACGGUCUGAAUUCCGGCCCUAAUGGAGGAGGGAGUUACAUUAGCCAAUCUUAUAACAUUUCUCAAGAAUCUCCAAUACAAAAAUUAACCUCAUUCGGCGGAUCUGAAUUUGGUGGCUCGAAUCAAUUGCAAAAUCCGUCGCAGCGCAGCAUGUUUAACCAAAAUCUCGGUACGUUCGAUAAUAGCGCCACACCUCAGCGUGCUAUGGUGCCGGGCGCGUUUCAAAAUCAGACUCGUAACAUUGCACCGCAACAGCAUAGGGGGCCUCAUCCGGGUACCGGUGGUCAGUAUCCUAGUUACAAUGACAAUAUAUACUCUAUGGAGCAGCAACACUCGAUGGCUAGAGCCAACAUGAGUAUAGAUCCUAGCCAACAAGGUUGGCCGGGUAAUGGAACUGGUUAUCCACAGAUGCAGAGGCAUUACAAUCAGAUGGCUCCACAGCCUGCCACAUACAGGCAACACAUGCCACCACAGUAUUCUCAUCAGCAAGAUCAAGCUGGUGUUAUUAAUCAAAAGAUACAGCAGCAACAGCAGCAGCAACAACACUUUAGUCAACAAGGGAUGAUAGGCAACAUGGGGGUUUUGCAUCAAUCGAUGCAACCUGGCGCGACCGGUGGGGUCUAUCAGCAUAUGGUUGGGCAGCAACAACAUUACCAGCAAGGUAAUUCGGUAGCGGCGAUGUAUCAGACGACUCCCGGUUAUCCUGGUUUCGCUUCGGCGAUUCAUCAGCAACAGCAGGCUCAACAACCACCCCAGGCGAGAAUGCCGCAUCAUCAUCCGACGCAUCAACCGCAUCCGUCUCAUCCUCAACAGUACCCUCAGCACACUCCUCAACAUCCGAACACGCAACAACAACCGACGAUGGAUCCUCAAUAUCCCCAUCAUGCCACAUCAAUGUUUAAUCAACCUCAACAUUCAGCGCCGCCACAACAACAGUUCGGCACAGCACCGACUAAACACUCGACGAGUCCACAGUAUCGCGCUGCGUUCCCACAGUUAUCACCACAAAUGUCGCCACGGCCACAAAUGUCUCCGCGUCCACCGGCGGUGCAGCAGCAGAUGUCACCGCGACCCAUUAUGUCGCCUGCCAAGCCCACCACGCUUUCGCCACAUCCUCACGUUCAACUUCCACAUCAACAAAGCAAUCAGGCUAACGCGAUGUCAGUGUCACCCUCGUGUCCGCCUACAUCUAUGCAAAUGAAUCCAUCAUCGCAACAACAGCAGACUACUCUGCAGGCUCUCGAACAGAUGGUGAUGCCGGGAGUCGCUGUGUCGAAUUCCAGCGUUCCCACUCCGGAUCAGUAUAAUCAGUUCCAAACACGUCCGCCAAUGUCGCAGACACCGAAUGUUCUGCCGCAGCAACCGACGGCGCAGAGUCCGAUGCCAGGUCAAGUCACGGGGCCCAGAAUGCCAAUGCCCGCUCAGUGGCAAUCACAUCCACAACAACAGCCGCAACAAUCGCAGAUUAGGCCAAAUAUCGGCGUUACCGAGGAAAGAGGUGGCAUAAUAGAGCAGCCUCAGCAAGCGCCAAUAGUAUCCGAGCAGAGUACUCCGAUGUUCCCCGUCGCUGGACCGGAGACUACUGUUCAUAACGUUGUGGAAACGGCGACAACGACGAGCACAACGACAACGAGAGAACCGACGACGUCGACGGAGAACGUCGUGCAGAACCCGAUCGAAACCCCGAAACAACCAGAACCCGAGCCUUCUUUGCAUCAGAGCGCUCAGCAGACUCAGCAACCGGAUGCAACCGCGCAACUCGGCCCACCGCAAGUGGACACAUCGGCACAAAAUAAUUCGCAAAAUAAUUUAUCUUUAGAUCAUACAUCUACGGUAGGAAAUAUGCCUACACCGGCGAGUAUAUCUCCGAUUGAAACGGUGCAGUCUCUUCCCGCGUCCAGCACAAGUGGCAAUAUGGAGUGCACAAAUGUGACUACGUCAUUACAACAGCAACAACAACAACAACAACAACAACCGGUUAUUACACCGAUUCAAAAUCCCGUUUCUGGUAUUGAGAAUCCGAGUGUGUGUGAAGCGAAACCACAGGAACAAAAUAUAGAAGUACAUCAGCCGCCAUUGAGCAGUACAACGCAACAAGUCAUGAUACAGCAACAACCACAGCAUACUCAGCAACAGCCUAUCAAUUGCCCUCCACAGCAGCCGAUGCAACAGCCAGUACAACAAUCGGUGCAACAACCAGUGCAACAGCUUCAUAUAACUCAGCCACAGGUAGUCCAGCCUCAGGCUACGAUACCGCCUCCUCAACCUCAGUUGCAAUCGUCACAACAAUCUCAAAUUAAUCAAUCGCAGCCUGUUCAAAUAAAUCAGCAAUUGCAAUCACAGCAGCAAAUACCUCAACCGCAACCACCACCACAACAACAACAGCAACAGCAGCAAAUUGCACCCACUCAACAAUCGCAAAUUCCUCAACCUCAACAACCCAUAUUGAGUCAAACACAGCCGGUGCAGUCUCAACAAAUUCCACCAGCGCCUCAGCCACAACUGGGACAACCACAGCCACAGUUGGGACAAGCACAGCCUCAAUUAGGACAACCACAGCCCCAACUAGGACAAUCGCAAGCCCAGUUAGCGCAGCCACAGCCACAGUUAGCGCCGGUGGCUCAGCAGAGUCCGACUGUCGUUACACAACAGGCUCAAUCAACGACGGCGACACCACCACAGACGCAACCACCCCAUAUGCAACCUCAGCAGGUCGGCAUAAUGCCACAGGGUGCGGCGCUGAUGCAAACGCAGCCGAUACAAAAUCCGACAUCUCAGAUGCAGAACCAGAACGCUCAGGUGCCGUCUGGACAUUUAAACGCACAACAAAUACCCGCAGUCAGUCAGACUGCCGGUAUGGUAUUGCCGCCGCAUCAAGCUGCGGUUCCCGUGCCAAAUUCGCAAACACCACAUCAGUAUCAUCCUGGAGGCGACAUGAUCACUGGCAACACAAUGCCGAACAUGUAUAGCAUGCCGACUAAUCCUACACAAACCCCAGUCGCAACUGCUGGUUUUGGCACGUCUUGUGCACCGCUUACGCAUCAUCAAGAACGAGCCGCAUUGCAACAGCAGUUACAGGAAUUGUACUGCAUGCCACCGGCUCCAGAAAAUCAAGAAAAGGUUGUCGCCUUGCAGGAGAAAUUGCAGGCGUUACAGCAACACGAAACGAAUGAUCAAUGUAAUGGUGGUCCACAAUGUAUACUACAAACACCGAUGUUUACAGCUGCUGUAGUUGAUAGUCCACAGGUUUCCAGUACUACUGGACGUGGUCGUAGUAAAGGUACGCCUCGAGCAAAGAAAAGUCGUAAAAAAGCCGAUAAAGAGGCAUCUGCACCUACCACUGCCACUCAGCAACCCGAGCAACCUUUGUCGGACAAUAAAGUCACUCCAGGUGAUAGCAGCAAUGUAGUAGACAGUGCUGCAGAUUCGGAAGAUAUUAAGCCAUCUUCUGGAGAUAUGGAAGAAGAAUGGAAUAAAGGCAGAAAGUCCCGAUCGCCUCGAAAACCACGCAAGCCGAAGGAACCUAAAGAACCCAAAGAGCCGAAACCUAAGAAGGAACCAAAACCACCCAAGGAACCGAAAUCACCGAAAGUGGCGAGAAAGAGAAAUAAGGAUAAAGACAAAGAUUCAACAAAGCGUAACAGAAAAAAAACUAAUCAAUCUGAGUCCGCUGAUGAUGAAGUUGUACGCGAAAACGAAGAAACUGCCGUUUCGGAUUCUAGUGCUGUUAAGGAUGCCGAGACAAAGGUCUGUGAAUCAUCCAUACAGGGUGAUCAGGAACAAGUGGAUUCUUCCACCAAUGAACCUAUGUUAUCCGAAAUAAAGGAAGAAGGCAAAGAGAAAACAGGGACAGAAGAUGCUACAGAGGAGGAUAAAAAAGAUGAAAACUCAGAAGCGACUACUGCAACUGCUGAAAAUACGACUAGUAAAAAGAAAUCUGCUGCUAGGAAACGAUCUAAUACUGGCAAGUCGUCCGGGGGGAAAAGUUCCAGAAGUUCUAAAAAACGCAAGAGUCGCAUUGCCCCUGAUUCUGAUGGCGAGGAACUAGCGGCAACACCUCCGCCAUCACCGGAAGCUGGUGAUGAUGUGAAUAAGCGGCGAUCCGCGAGAAACACUCAUCGCAAGAAGUAUGUAGAUGAUGUAAUGUUGCGGUUCUCUGAUGAUGAUGUUCCUAUGCAAGAAGCUCAAGUGUCGAAAAAAGUGGAGGGUGCAAAUACUUCAAAGCCUGCUGCCACCAAAAAAGAGGGUGGUGAGGGCGGCGAAGUCGGGCCUAACAAACCCAACUUUGUAUACAUUAACACUACAGAUGAAGACUCUAUGGUUGUGCAACAUAUUUUAUGCUCUCGAAUGGGAAAGAGAGAAGUUAAGCCCGUGGUACCCAAAGUAGAACCGCCUGUAGAAAAGAAUGAAAACGCGGAUAAAGAAGAAUCUGACAACAAAGACGCGACAUCUGAUGAUUCUGUGAAAAAAGAAGGUACGGAAAAUACCGAGAAAGAAGCGAAGACUGAGGCCAAAGACGAGGAAAAAAAUGAAACUGAUAGCGUAAAAAAGGAAGAUGCAAAGAAAGCGGAAGAAUCUUCCUCGGAUUCGAAACCAGUCGAGACUACCGCUGUUGUCGAGACGAAGCCACAGUUCGUCGAAGUCGAAGAAUAUUUCGUUAAAUAUCGGACUUUUUCCUAUUUGCAUUGCGAAUGGAGAACGGAAGAGGAAAUGUACAAAGGCGAUAAGCGUAUCCAAGCUAAAUUAAAAAGAUUUAAGCAGAAGCAACAACAAAACACCAACAUUUUCGAAAAUACCGAAGAUGAUCCCUUCAAUCCAGAUUUUGUCGAAGUUGAUCGAGUUUUAGAUGAAGCAACUCACAAUGAUCCAACUACUGGAGAAACAGUCAGACAUUUUUUGGUUAAAUGGCGAUCUCUGCAGUAUGAGGACUCUACCUGGGAAUUAGAAGAAGAUGUUGAUCCUGAAAAAAUAGCUCAGUUUGCGAAAUUUAAUAAGGUGCCACCAAAGGAACAAUGGAAGCCGAAGAAAAAGCCCAAUGCUGCAGCCUGGGUGAAACUGGAAGAAUCACCAGUUUACAAGAGCAAUAACAUUUUACGACCUUAUCAAUUGGAAGGAUUGAAUUGGCUGCUAUUUUCAUGGUACAAUGGACACAAUUGCAUUCUCGCUGAUGAGAUGGGCUUGGGAAAGACGAUUCAGUCUCUGACAUUCGUAGACGCGGUCUACAAAUACGGAAUUCGCGGACCAUUCUUGAUUAUAGCUCCGUUGUCGACCAUCCCAAAUUGGCAGCGAGAAUUUGAAAGCUGGACUGAUAUGAAUGUCGUAGUAUAUCAUGGAUCUGCGUCAAGUCGUACCAUGCUACAAGAAUUUGAAGUUUAUUACAAGAACGAUAAGGGACAGCAAAUCAAAGAUUUAGUAAAAUUCAACGUGUUGAUAACAACGUUUGAGAUCAUUAUAACGGACUUUAAUGAACUACGUGGAUACAAUUGGAGACUCUGCGUUAUAGACGAAGCUCACCGAUUAAAGAACCGAAAUUGUAAGCUCCUCGAAGGCCUCAGACAAUUGAAUCUGGAGCACAGAGUACUUUUGUCAGGCACACCGUUGCAAAAUAACGUCAACGAACUGUUUUCCUUGUUGAAUUUCCUCGAACCGCAGCAGUUUGCAAGUAACGAAGCAUUCCUGAAGGAAUUUGGUAACCUAAGUAGCGAAGGCGAAGUGCAAAAGCUGCAACUUCUCUUGAAACCGAUGAUGCUACGUCGCUUAAAGGAAGACGUUGAGAAAUCAUUAGCACCAAAGGAGGAAACUGUUGUCGAGGUGGAAUUGACUAAUAUACAAAAGAAGUAUUACCGCGGAAUUCUUGAGAGAAAUUUCUCGUUUCUUGCUAAGGGCACCACUUCGGCCAAUAUUCCGAAUCUCAUGAACACAAUGAUGGAAUUGAGAAAGUGUUGUAUCCAUCCAUUCCUGCUGAAUGGCGCCGAGGAUCAGAUACAACUAGAUUACAAGACCGGCGAGAAAGAAGAUUCCGAGGCGUAUUAUCACGCUCUGGUGAACAGCUCCGGAAAGAUGGUUCUGAUCGACAAGUUACUGCCGAAACUGAAAGCCAGUGGUCAUCGAGUCUUGAUAUUUAGCCAAAUGGUAAAGUGUCUGGAUCUGCUUGAAGACUAUCUGCUGUAUAAAAAGUAUCCAUAUGAAAGAAUUGACGGUAGAAUUCGCGGAAAUCUGCGACAGGCCGCCAUUGAUCGUUACAGCAAACCAGACUCGGAUCGGUUCGUCUUCUUGCUCUGUACGAAAGCAGGUGGACUCGGCAUUAAUUUAACUGCGGCCGACACUGUCAUUAUUUAUGAUAGUGACUGGAAUCCACAGAAUGAUUUACAGGCGCAAGCUCGGUGUCAUCGAAUUGGGCAGCAAAAAAUGGUCAAGGUAUACCGUUUGCUCUGCCGUAAUACGUAUGAACGUGAGAUGUUUGACAAGGCAUCUCUAAAAUUGGGACUUGAUAAAGCGAUCCUGCAAUCCAUGAAUACUAGCCAAGGCGGUAAAGAUCCCAGCAAUAAACAAUUGACAAAGAAGGAAAUCGAAGAUCUACUGAAAAAAGGUGCUUAUGGUGCUAUUAUGGAUGAUGACAAUGCUGGCGACAAGUUCUGCGAGGAAGAUAUUGAGCAGAUUCUUGAACGAAGAACUCAGAUUAUUACCAUAGAAGCAGAAAAAGGCUCGACAUUCUCGAAAGCGAGUUUCGCAUGCUCAUCGAAUCGGUCAGACAUUAAUAUAGAUGACCCCGACUUUUGGAAGAAAUGGGCGAAGAAAGCGGAGAUUGAUACCACGGAAAAGAAGGAGGAGGAUGAGCUAGUGAUAUCCGAGCCUCGGCGAAGGACACAAAUUAAGCGUUAUGGUCAUGACGAAUCAGUGGUUGACAUGUCUGAAUUGGACAGCUCAGACGAGAACAGCGAUGAUGACGCGAUCGGCUUGUCUGGCAGAAGUAAGAAGCGACGCGACAAGUUCGGCAAAAAGACACGCAAGUUCUACGAUGAAUACGUGCCACGCGAAGGCGAGGUAGUAUACGGCAGUUGGGCGCGCAGCGAAUGUUUCAAGGUCGAGCGUGGACUGCUGACGUUUGGCUGGGGACGCUGGGAAGAAAUUCUGCAGCAUAGCCAGUUUCGUCGCGGUUGGCGUGAAGUCGACGUUGAGGAUUGCGCUCGCGUCAUUCUGCUCUAUUGCCUGCGCUAUUAUCGCGGCGAUGAAAAGAUUCGUAGUUUUAUCUGGGAUCUUAUCACGCCCAUUGAGAACGGUGAGAAGGUAAAGUGCGUGUCGGUGAACACUAGCAGCAGAAACAGUCGGCAGAAGAAGAAGAGCCGUGUCCGAGAGGGCAGAGAGACCCGGGGAUCGGUCAUCAAUGGCGGACCGAGUGACCCCAAUCAUUGGAGCAACGCGGAAAAAUUCGAUGGAGACAUCUUUCUUGAGAGCAACUAUAGAAAGCAUCUCGGUCGACAUGCUAAUAAAGUAUUGUUGCGUGUACGAAUGCUGUAUUAUAUCAAACACGAGAUUAUUGGCGACUUAGUCCAGCAUAUCAAUGACGGCGUUCAUGUCAGUGCGUUGCCGCUAGACCUUCCACAGUUGACGGACCGACCGGCGAAAUGGUGGGACUCGACAGCAGAUAAAUCCUUAAUAGUCGGCUGCUACAAACACGGCUAUGAGAAUUACGACCAGAUGAGGACUGACCCCGCGCUUUCUUUCAUUACAAGCUGUCCUCCCCCUUUCCAGAACUCUCAGAACAAGAGUACCACCGACAGUAGCAGUAGAGACGACAACAGUCUGGAGAACGAUAUGGAGGAUGGUGAAUCUCCUGGAAUGACAAAAGAUUCGAAAGAUUCUGACAAGUUUAGUCGAGAAACACCAGCAGAUUCCCCUGCCAUCUCGAGUAAGGCGGACACGCCAAUACCAGAGGCUAGUGGCAGCCACGACGGAAAUGACGGUCUUAUCACAGAUGACGAAAAGUCAUCUUGGCCUGCUGUGGUAGAGCUUAAUACACGACUGCGUCGCAUGAUAUCUUCCUUUCAGCGAAAUGUUAAUAAGAAAGAGGAUGUUAAAGUUAUUCCAAAACCUGGAAAGAUGGGAAUGGACAGCGAGACCACUCCCAUAAAUCAUACCGGCAUGAUGCAUGAACCACUUUCGAAUAUGCAAGGAUGGGAUUUGCAGCAAUUAGCAAUGUAUCUUUUGAAGAUGGAGAAAAAAGAAAAAAUGGAGGCCAUAGUGAAAGAGCGAGAACGUACUCGAUUCGAGGAACAAAAGGCGAAGUGGACCCGCCGUGAAGAAAGCGAGUUCCUACGGGUGGUGUCUACGUAUGGCGUUAAUUAUGAUAGGAAAAAGGCCCAGUAUGACUGGACCAAAUUCAAAAGUAUCGCUCGAUUUGACAAGAAAACAGACAACGAUCUCACAGACUACUAUAUGUCGUUCAGAGCAAUGUGCAAAAAAGUUUGCAACGCGAAACUGAAUGAAGAGGAAGAUUUUACAGAUGUUCCAGUGGAUCAGCUGAGUCCUGCCAAAGCGAGACAAAUACUCGAUCGUGUUGAUCUUCUGAGCAAAAUCCGCGAGGAAAUCCUGUCGCAUCCGCAUCUCGAGGAACGGCUCUCGUUGUGUCAACCAUCGGGAGAUACGCCGGAUUGGUGGCAGGCAGGGAAACAUGACAAGGAAUUGUUACUCGGAGCAGCGAAGCAUGGUCUCGGGCGUACCGAUAUAACUAUACUAAACGACCCGGACUUUUCGUUUCACAAGCUUCUUACGACGAGAGGAAUGUAUGCAAGCACGCAGACUCCUAAAGUAAUAGAUAAGUCCGAAAAAGCGAUAAAGAUCGAGAAUAGAGAAGAUAUUUUGAAGUUUGACAAGGACGAGAUACUUGUGAAACUGGAGAAAGGCGAGGGAACUUUAAAGAUUGAAAAAGUUGGAGCGAAAAAGGACAAAGACCAAAGUACUUCCGAUAAGAAACCCGAGAAUGUGGACUCUGAGAAAAGCCAAGUGGAAUUGACUAUCGUCAAAACAGAGGCUAAACCCGAAGAAAAAUCUAUCGGUAGUUCGUUGACGAUCACCACCGUCGCGAGAACAUCGGACGUGGAAAACGUCGCUGUAAAGAACGAGGAAAAGAACGAGCUAGCGAUAGAGCCAAUUAAAUGCGACAGCACCAAAGCUAAUCAGACAGGCACUGCCAAGUUGACCGAUGAAAAGGUCACGAAUGAAGCUAGUUCGGACAAUGCGGAGAGUUCUGCUGUUGUAGAACUUGAGAAAGAGGAUAAUGUACAAGAAAAAGAUAUUAAACACGAAGCCGAAUCCGCUGAGAAAUCAGAUGAGUCACAAGCGCAAGAAAUUGUAAUGGAAACAACCGAGAAAAAUGAAACAGAAAUUAAGGAGAAGAUCGAGGAUGUUGAGAAGAGCACUGAAACUAUCGAGCCCGUUGUCGAAGAUGAUAAUAACAAAAGCGCAAAACCAGAUAAUCCACCGAUGAAGGAAGAGAUCGAGACGCAAGAAGCAAAAAAUUCGGACGUUACUAAAGAAAAGGCGAAGGUUCCGCAAAUUGAUGAUAAGUGCAGCGUCCAGGCUGCAGAAUUGAAAGCAAUGUUCCCAGAUUUAGAGGUGAUACAACCACUGUCACGGUUAACGCAGAUCGAUACAUUUGUUUUACGAGAUAAGCCGGCGGAUUACAGUAACGAGCCUACAGUGAUGCAACUCCUGGCACAUGGCUGCACUAAUACAUCUAUAAAGUGGCCGAAGGAGCACGCGAUCGAAGCUCGUUUAAUGCACAUCGUGCACGCGAUAGAACACAAAGAGUGGCCGGUGUCGGUGAACUUUAGUGCCGGCGAGGAGUUGGAGCUUGCGCAAAACGAAAAGGAAUGUUCGGAAGUGAUAACAAUCACCACGGACCACGGAGUGUCUAGAUCUAUAGUAAGCGGAAACAACAUCUCCGCUUCGAAGAAACGCAAAAGGCAUAUUGCCAUAGAUGUAGAGACCGAGCGAGCUAAGCUUCAUGCGCUUCUCAAUAGCAGUCACUUAAGUACGCCAUCACCCGCGCCCCUCAGCAAACCAGUUGUUCUCUCUGGUUCGACCACCUGGGAGAUCAAUGAUGAAUCCCAGUCCGAAGAAUCACGACGCUCUACGCCGGUCCAGCCACCGCCAGCACAUCAACAAACGCGAACACCGAAUAUACCCUUUGACUUAAAAUACACCGUUCCAGGGAAAACGACCGUUAUACCUGGGACAUCGAGCACUUUGACGCCUAUCGAUCUAUCCGCUGGAUAUCCUAAAUCAAGCUCUGAUAGUAACAAGGACAUUAUGAAUGAAGUUCAAGACUUCUCCAUGCCGAACAAAAAUAAACAAGUCAGUAGCAAUAAAGGGAAAUUGGACAGUAUGCUUGAUAAGCUCAUGAAAAGAAAAUCUUGCCCGACAGAGGAACCGGUAGUCGGAAAAGAGAAGAAGCGCAGGAAAUUGGAUGAAAUAGUAUUGGGGUUGAGCGCCGCAAAGGAACAACAAAGCGGUCAUUAUCUCGAGCACAGCAAAAAGAGUACAAUUACACCUAACGUGACCGUGACUCCGACAUCGGCACCGAUCGGUCUUCCCAAUCCUCCGACAAGUGCUCAAAAACCGUUCUCCAUUACUGUUACAUCAAUUCCGUCUUCUCGAGCUUCGAGUUCUUCUACGUCCGUUUUACCGCCACCGUCGUUGCACUCGCACAAAGAUACCUUCUCCGCUUUGCUGGCUCAGGCCGAGCAACAGAAUCGUGAAUUGAAAAAACAGCAGCAACAACAGCAGCAGCAGCAGCAGCAGCAAGCCUUCAAUUCGGCCCAUCCGUCUUCCUCGAGCAGUAGUCAUCGAAAAAGUUACGAGGCAAUGAUCGCGGACAUCAACAAAGUCGCCGAGUACUCGUCCAAGAUCGGCUCAUUUUCGCAUGAGGCUAAGGUGAAUAAAUGGCUGGCGGAGCAAAGCGCGAUGUCGGAGCAAUUGAGUGCAGAAUAUUUGAAUGCUCCCCGACGUCGCAGACCGCGCGUCGAUCCGUCCUUGUUGGAUUGGAAGAAGCUCACCGGUGAAGAGAAUGUCGCUGUUAUCAACCGAUUAACUGGUAAAAAGGUAACCGGAAGCAAAGCACCUCAAUUGAAACGACUUGGAACAUGGCUAAUGGAAAAUCCAAUGUUCGACGUUGAUCCGAAAUGGGCGGAACUUGUGAAGGAACGCGGCAAUCUUCCGCACGACCUACAGAAGAGACUAUCAGGUAAUGAGCGCAGCAGCGUGAACAAGGGCAAGAGCCCGGGCAGACCACCUAUGAUGCCUAGUCCUACUAGCCAGCAGUCGGCGAGUACUGCCAAUCUGGCGGCCACGUCGAUGGCGUCCAGCCUCAACUUCCCGCUCGGCAAUCUAAAUAGCUCUUUGCUGUCGAGCCUGUCGCUUGGCAAUUUCGAUCCGAAGAAUCCGCUCUUGAUGCCAUUCGGCGGUCUGACGAACCUGGGCGCGCUCGGCGGCCUCGGUAAUAUCAGCAACUUGAGUAACAUAGGUCUAACGAAUUCACUGUUCAAUCUGGCCGGGCUGAAUCUGCCGUCAUUGGCGGGCAUGGAGGCAGCGUUGAAUGCGCAAGCAGCAACUAGUAGCGCGGCGGCAGUGGCAGCAGCGGCAGCCGCGGCGGACGCGAAUAAUCCGGUUGUGAGUUCGGCGAAUAGCAGUAGCAGUAAGAAUGCCGGCGCGGGUUCUUCGUCGAGCAUUAGCGGCAGCGGUGGAAGUGGUAGUGGUGGCGGUAGUAGUAAGUCACGUAGCAGCAAAUUAGAUCAGCCAUCGACCAGCAGUAAAUCCUCGGCUAGUGGUGGUCCGUCAACUUUGUCUGCUGUUUCAUCUGCGAGUCUGCCGACUCCCUCGCCGUUCCCGUUUCUCUUCACGAAUCCCAGUCUCCUCUACACACCGCUAACAUUAAGCGGCCUGAAUCCGUUCUCUAUGCAAUCUGGCGGCGUGUCAUCGGCCUAUGAAAGCCUUGCCCAAUGUGGUCUGUUGAAUCCACCGACAUCUAGCGCUUCAAUGGUGCGCAAGCCUACGUCAUCUAGCAGCUCCUCUAGACAACGUGAGACCGUACCGGAAUCCUCAACAUCUUCAUCAUCGUCGUCGUCAUCGACAACGAAGCGAAAGGAGCCUGAGAAGAAAUCUAGAUAUCCAGUGGAUCCAGCCGUAACUCUGCAACAAUACACGGAUAUGGCGGCAUUGCACAGUGGCGAGGAGAGACGCCGCGUCGAGCAGCAGCAACAACAAUCACAGCAGCAACACGAGAAGCGAGAAACAGCAAUAACGGAACAGGCCGAUGUGGUAGCGGCGGAUCUAUCGGAAAAAAAGAUCGAGCGGAAAAACAAAGAGCAAGAUGUAAAAGAGACUCUGGAGCAUCUGAAUAGAACCAGCGCCGAACUGGUCACGCGGAAUAUUGAUGACGCUCCUAGAACCGAGAAACCGCCCAGCAGAAAUCGUAGCAGCACGGAUAGCAAUCAGAAUUCUGAUCAACAGCAACAACAACGAUCGACGCCGUCGGCACCACCGCCGCUUGAAGUCACUCUUGAACCUGUUGCGAAGAAGAUGCGCACCGAAAUGGACACAAGUACAAAAUCGUCCGCAUUGAAUAGCGAAGUACCGACGGUGGAAAUUGAACCGGUGACAAGACCGUCACCGACGACUCCUAUGAAAGUGGUGCAGCAGCAUGCAUCUUCACAAGAGGAGAUAUCCAAUGUUCCGCCCGUGGAACCGAGCACGGCCAAAAAGGAAACUAAUGAGACGACGACGUCAUCGACAUCCUCGUCGACGUCUGCGAAUGCAACAUCGCCAUCGACGCAGACUACUGGCACGAAGAGUGACGGCGGGAAACCCGCCGCUCCAGAAACGGAGGAAGAUGGCAAAGGCGGCACUAAGGCGCCAAAGAAGGCCCGUAGCGGUAAACGACUGAGCGUGGAACCACCACCAGAGCGUAAGAAUCUUCGUUCGAGUGCCGGUAGACAGGCACGGGCGGCUGCGGAAAGGCAGGCGCGAAUGGAGGGCGAGAUGCAGCAAUCUGAACAGCAGCAGCAGCAAGAUAGCCACGUAGCCGGCGAGUGAGUCACGGCGAGGUCCCGUCGGACUGCUGCCGCAAAACGAUGAAAGACAACUACUGAAAACGCCCUAUGGCGAACUGACGAAAGAAAUUUGGUGGACAAUCCGGCAAUCUACCGUUUCUUUUUCAACUCUCUGAUUCGACAUUGCUCGCACAACGAAGAUCUGUACGUAGAUGAUUCCCUGUUCGACACUGACAAGUGCGAAAGUGUAAGGUGUUUCUAAUCGCAAUGAAACGCGAGUGUAUCGAAAGGGGGCUACAGACAUUGGUAGAAUCUACCGUAGCCUUCGGUUCCGUUCUUUGUUGAUAAAAAAUGUGUGAAUAAAUGGGACUCCCUCAAUUUUGCGGGAGAUGGGAUCGUGUAUCGUUAGGCGGACCGUGUGUGACAGUGCGUUUAUUGAAUUGAAACAAAAAGAGAGAAAUCUCUCCAAUACGAAGGCUGCGAUAGUAUUUUAUCACUCGAUACUUUGUGUAGUAAUUAAUUUUUAAUUGCGUAAUCAUGAUACAAUAAUAAAAGUAUAGUUUUGUUAAAUUUAUUAUCUACUAUCUCUUAUUGGUUUUGACCAGGGACUGUUUUAUAUAAAAAUAUAUAUAUACAUAUAUAGAUAUAUAUUAUAAAAUUGUGUAUUCGCUAUUGCGCAUAAAGCAAUUUACAAGCAAGGAAUGCAAGACGAAAUAUAAUCGUAAUGUAGAGAAAAAUAAUUACAGUAAUAACUUAAUAAAAAAAAGGAAAAAUGUAAAUAUAUAUACAAUUACGCCUAUAGAGACAGUAAGCAAUCGUGUACUUGAAAAAGAAAAUGUAUAUAACGCAGUGUACUUUUAAUUACAUUAGGUGAAACAAUAAACAGCUUCUUUCGUUGUUUGCAAAUACCAAGGAAUUCGAAUCUCUUAUUUUAUAUUUACAUGAAAAAAAAAUUAUUAAA